AUGGCCGACCAGGCCUCGGGAUCCGCCCGGCAGCCCCAUCAUGACGGUAAAGAUAGUUAUUUUUUGGUAGUCUUUAUGUGGUGAAGUCUCGAGCUAAUCCAGAUCGGUAAGCGGCCUGUGAAUCCUCGGGCUCAGCUAGCACCAUCACCGACGUGUCACUCCCUCUCCCUGGACAUUAUUUCAAUGUUCUCAAUGGAUAUAUAUAUACAUAGCGAGCUACACAGGCCCCAAACUAGAUUUGCAUACUUUGUGUUGGAAAAUAAAUGCAUCCAUCCUGGCGCUUGCUAGUUAGUCGAACUGUGUUGGUGCUAACUAGCUAGCUACCUACCUGUCAUUGUUGUUUUGCAUCCCUUGACAGUAGUAGGCGAGACCUUCGACGCAGUGGAAACUGGAAAAGGGAUAACGUUAGUGGCAGUGACAUUUGUACAAGUAUCAAACGUUUUCGAAAACAGUAUUUAUUGAAACAUGAAUAUUCAGUCAUUUAGCUAACGUUAGUUGUCCAUCCCCUUGUUUGCAAAAUGUAAGUUAGUUAGAGUAGACAAAAGCUAUACAGCUAACGUUAAGUAGUUAGUAGGGGACUACCCCAUUCAUAGAUACUAACUACUUUAGCGUCUUUUGCCCGGGGGAGUUUGCAUAAGAGCCCGACGCUUGCCCUAAACAAUAACACGCAUCGUUUGCCGUACGUUUUUGGAAAUUCAAGGAACGGAUCUUUGAUAUAAGUGAUAAAUAAUUUUCCAAAAAACAGAAGGUUAAAUUACUACACACCUUUUCAUAGGGUUAGGGUUAAUGUUCCCACAUGGCCAAAUCUCCAUGUUAAAGGAAAACUCCACUCAAACGAUCGUUUGCUAUUUGUUUCAUUUGUCCAUUGUUGACAUAGUCCCAAAACGUUUUGCAUGUAAGCAAUCAAGUUUUCAAGAUAUCUAACUUUCAAAAUACAGAAAUCAUCCCUGUAUUUCUCUCUGAUAAGAAAGAUAAGGUGCAUAUGUUUAAAAAACGAUGAUUAUUGACUUUCCUAAAUGUUGAAAGACAGUGUCCGAAUUUUUAGUCCACAUGGAGCCAAGGGUUUUCGAGAGCUAGGACGGAACAUGGACCAAUUUGGAGUUCCAGACUCUAGCUAGUUUGCCAGUAGUAGCCACACAGAUAAAUUGUUAGCCAAAAUGUCUUGAUAAAUUGAGCCUAUGACUGAAUUAAAUUAGCAGGAUUCUUGCCAAUUUUGUCAAACUACACUACCAGUCAUUCAAGGAUUUUUCUUUAUUUUUACUAUUUAUUUACAUUGUAGAAUAAUAGUGAAGACAUCAAAACUCUGAAAUAACACAAAUGGAAUCAUGUAGUAACCAAAAAAGUGUUAAACAAAUCCAAAUAUAUUUGAGAUACUUCAAAGUAGCCACCCUUUGCCUUGAUGACAGCUUUGCACACUCUUGGCAUUCUCUCAACCAGCUUCAUGAGGUAGUCACCUGGAAUGCAUUUAAAUUAACAGGUGUGCCUUCUUAAAAGUUAUUUUCUGGAAUUUCUUUCCUUAAUGCGUUUGAGCCAAUCAGUUGUGUUGUGACAAGGUAGGGGGGGUAUACAGAAGAUAGCUCUAUUUGGUAAAAGACCAAGUCCAUAUUAUGGCAAGAACAGCUCAAAUAAGCAAAAAGAAACGACAGUCCAUCAUUACUUUAAGACAUGAAGGUCAGUAAAUAUGGAAAAUGUCAAAGACUUUGAUAGUUUCUUCAAGUGCAGUCGCAAAAACCAUCAAGUGCUAUGAUGAAACUGGCUCUCAUGAGGACCGCCACAGGAAUGGAAGACCCAGAGUUACCUCUGCUGCAGAGGAUAAGUUCAUUAGAGUUACCAGCCUCAGAAAUUGCAGCCCAAAUAAAUGCUUCACAGAGUUCAAGUAACAGACACAUCUCAACAUCAACUGUUUAUAGGGGACUGUGGGAAUCAGGCCUUCAUGGUCGAAUUGCUGUAAAGAAACCACUACUAAAGGACACCAAUAAUAAGAACAGACCUGCUUGGGCCAAGAAACACGAGCAAUGGGCAUUAGACCAGUGGAAAUUUGUCCUUUGGUCUGGAGUCCAAAUUGGAGAAUUUUGGUUCCAACUGCUGUGUCUUUGUGAGACGCAGUGUGGAUGAACGGAUGAUCUCUGCAUAUUAGUUCCAACCAUAAAGCAUGGAGGAGGAGGUGUUAUGGUGUGGGGGUGCUUUGCUGGUGACACUGUCUGUGAUUUAUUUAGAAUUCAAGGCACAUUUAACCAGCAUGGCUACCACAGCAUUCUGCAGUGAUAUGCCAUCUGGUUUGGGCUUAGUGGGACUAUCAUCUGUUUAUCAACAGGACAAUGACCCAACACACCUCCAGGCUAAGGGCUAUUUUACCAAGAAGGAGAGUGAUGGAGUGCUGCAUCAGAUGACCUGGCCUCCACAAUCCCCCGACCUCAACCCAAUUGAGAUGGUUUGGGAUGAGUCGGACGGCAGAGUGAAGUAAAAGCAGCCAACAUGUGCUCAGCAUAUGUGGGAACUCCUUCAAGACUGUUGGAAAAGCAUUCCAGGUGAAGCUAGUUGAGAGAAUGCCAAGAGUGUGCAAAGCUGUCAUCAAGGCAAAGGGUGGCUAUUUGAAGAAUCUGAAAUCUAAAAUAUAUUUUGAUUUGUUUAACACUUUUUUGGUUUUUAUUCUACAAUGAAAAAAAAAAAAAAAAAAAAAAACCAAACUUUUGAUUGGUACUGUAUCUACACCAAAUCUGGCAAUGGAGAUAAUGAAUUGUCAAUGGAUGUUCUGUUACUGAUGUCAUCCCUCUCUGAAAAAUGUCAUGCUCUGAAAUAUAUACGAGCUGACAUUUUCACACCUCUGUUAAUUUUAAUGGCCUCUAACUCUGACUUGUAUGCCAUUCCUAGGAGUUGUCCUAAGUAGAGGUGCUCAAUAUCUGUCCUCAGUUCAGCCUAAUGUUUUUGGUUUAGUUUGUUUUUAUAACAACUUUGAGAUUCUACUUGUAAUGAAAACACUAUAUAAAAUACAAUGCUUAUUAUUAUUAUUGAGGCUACAUUCACCAGGUGCUAAAUGAGUGAAAUAAAACAUUUAAUUGACUUCAGACAGGCUUUACAAAAGGCAACACUGAUCUGACGAUAUUACUGCAUAGUAUGGCAAAUGCACCGCCCUCGACCGCAAAGCGCAACAGAGGGUGGUGCGGACGGCCCAGUACAUCACUGGGGCCGAGCUCCCUGCCAUCCAGGACCUCUAUAUCAGGCGGUGUCAAGAAGGCCUGAACAAUUGCAGAAGACUUCAGCCACCCAUGUCAUAGACUGUUCACUCUGCUACCGUCCAUCAAAUGGUACCGGCGCAUCGGCUUUCAGACCAACAGGCUCCGAGACGGCUUCUACCUCCAAGCCAUAAGACUGCUAAAUAGUUAAUUAAAUGGUUACCCGGACUAUCUGCAUUGACCUUAUCUUGCACUGAUUCUAUGCACACUCACAAGACUAUAUUCUGUAUAUAAACAUUUACAUACACUACUGUACAUAUACAUACUACACAAACACACCGAUGCCGCAUACACACAUGCAAACACACAUGCAAACAUACAUACAUUCACACUCAUCCUAUGCUGCUGAUCUAUUCUUUAUUUUACUCUUACUGUUAUCUAUUCUGAUGCCUAGUCACUUUACCCUGCCUUUAUGUACAUAUCUACCUCAAAUAACUCAUACCCCUGCACUGUGUUAUGGUACUGGUACUCCCUGCAUAUAGCUUAAUUAUUGUGUAUUUUAUUCCUCUUGUGUUUCUAUUUGUAUUUUCCUUAUUUUCUUAUUUAUAACUCUGCAUCGUUGGGAAGGGCUCGUAAGCAAGCAUUUCAAUGUAAAGUCUACACCCGUUGUAUUCGGCGCAUGUGACAAAUAACAUUGGAUUUGAAUGGGAAAAGCUGUACAGUAUGUAGCAUAAAGCUAGUGGAGAGAUAUGCCCCAAGUAGGCCAAAAACCCCAAAUCAUCAAAGAUUGGAACCGGUAACUAGUGUACUUUUUGAGCUAGAGAUUGACUCUAAAAAGUAAGUUAUAUUACUGAGCUAUUGUAUAACCAUUUUGUUGGACACGAGGAAUGAUCUUUUGGGAAGUAAGUUUCCAGGCAACUCAUGCUGUUUUAUAUGUAAUAACGUAAACACUUUUACCAACUUGGAAACCCCCCGGAGUUUGUUGAUGAUCAGGCCUAUGUCAAAGGUCUUUGUUUUGUUCUCGUGGACAUGUCUUUCUGGUCAAACUUCUUGCUAACACAGUCACUAUGCUAAUACAGUCAUUAAAUACUAAUGGGUCCUGCCCCUAGAAUGCUGCUUGGUAUUUUGUACUGCACAGGUGUUGUCCUUUUGAUUGGCUACAAUUAGUGAGAUUGAUUUGUCCACAAGUUAGACCUCCAUUUAUUGUAUCAUAACCAACACCAACAGGGAUUAUUGUUGAAGUGAAGACCAAGUGACCCUCCCAUUCAGUCCAGCCUGGGCAAUACCAAAACUUAACUUAAAUUAUGGAUUGCCCUUUUAAAUAAAUGAAAUCACGGCUUUCAGGCUGGCUGUAUUGCAGUGUGUAGAAAAAUACCUUUUUUUUUCUGGAAGUUUCUUUAGUGUUCUUGUUUUGUCCUCUCUCUUAGCGGUGCUCCAGCAGCGAGUGGCAUCCUUGGAGCAGGAGAGAGCUGAGUUCGUCAAGCUCAAACAGCAACUGGAGUCUGAGUUCAACCAGAAACGGGCCAAGUUCAAAGAGCUCUACCUGUCCAAAGAAGGUGACUGUUCAAUCUGCUGUCGGCAUUAUGCCAUAUUGCUAAUAGUAAGCUCAUGUAGUUAGCUUCAUGAAUAUGAACUCUGGUCUCCUGGAACAUAUCCGAUCUUAUCAUGGGUUACCUCCUUUAUUUUCCUCACUGUUCCUCUCUCUUUCCUCCCAGAGGAACUGAAGUUUCAGGCAGCGUCUCUGGAGGGGGCCCAGUCGGAGCUGAGUCGUGUCCAGGCCCAGCUGGAACAGGCCCAGGCAGACAUGGAGAACAUCAAGGCGGUGGCCACUGUGUCAGAGAGCACCAAGCAGGAGGCCAUUGACCAGGUCAAGGGACAGUGGCAGGAGGAGGUGGCCUCACUACAGGCCAUCAUGAAAGGUACUGUAGCCAGGCUAACUCUACAUUGCCUCCUCUGGCCGUCAUUUUGCCAUUCAGUAUCUAGUUGAUGACGCUGUUGGAAGGCUUUCAGUAUCUGUAAAUAACCCAUGUAACAUUUACUCUAGACUUUAAUGAAAUGCAGUCAUUUUGAUCCCAUGUCAUUGCCCUGCUUCUGUUACAGCCUUGAUGUAGUAUCUUAGCUUGACCUGCAGAAAUUAAAAUAGAAUAGGAUAAAAAUUCUGUCAGCAGUUUAUUUGAUCAAAUAAAGUGGGGGUCAAAUAAAGUGUAUUAUGUUAAAUAAAGCCUGAUUUGAAAAUCCACUGCUACUCUUUACACUGAGGAUCAGUUAUAACACAACACAGUACCAGUCGAUGCGGUCACCUCCCCUCCCCCCUCAGACACAGUGCGUGAGUACGAGGUGCAGUUCCACCAGCGCCUGGAGCAGGAGCGUGCCCAAUGGAACCAGUACAGGGAGGUGGUGGAGAGGGAGAUGGGCGAGCUGAGACACCGCCUCUCUGAGGGCGGCCAGGAGGAGGAGAACCUGGAGAACGACAUGAAGAAGGUUGGCUGGUUUCACACCAGGGGGGUCAUCAAAGUACAUUAAUCCUUUCAUCAGGGUUGGGGGCAAUUCCAUUGCAAUUCAGUCAAUUUAAUUUAAUUUCAUAAUUUUUCUCUUAGAGAAGCCUCGAAGAGAAUUGGAAUGUUAUAUUACUUCUGGAAUUGAAAUGGAAUUGACCGCUUUUGUUUUAGAUUUUACUUAUUUGUAGCCAUUGUGUCUGUUUUGAUUCACUGUCAAUAAAGUUGGACUUACUUGAUUUUAAUGUGUUUUCCCCCAGGCCCAGGAAGAUGCAGAGAAGCUGCGGUCGGUGGUGAUGCCCAUGGAGCAGGAGAUAGCAGCUCUGAAAGUCAAACUGACUGUGGCAGAGGACAGGGUGAAGGAGCUGGAGGCCUCGAAGGUUAGUUAAAAGGGUCUGGAAAGGAAAACUGAAGACUUUUACAACACAGACAAGAUCUUCAUGCUUAUUUUAUUAAGAAAACAAUCUUAUCCAUCCAAGAUGUCAAUUGAGGUAUGGAUUAUAUCUAGACCAGGGGUAGGCAAGAUUCAGCCGCGGGUCGAUUUCUGUCGGAGUGGAUGGUCAGGGGGCCCGAACAUAAUUAUAAUAAUUUGUACACUGCAAAUUGACCACAACUAAGCCUAAAAAGAGAUUGUAUUUGAAAAUAAUAAUUUCAUACUUUGAAUUACAUUGAGACACAAUCACAUACGUCUCUUGGGAACAGAUUUCCUAAAUUAAACUAAUUUUUUAGCUGAAUUCCUGGUGAUUUUUCAGUUUAAAACCCCCCCAAAACUAAAACAAAAACAAUCACUUGCGGGUCGGUUUUGCCGACCCCUAAUCUAGACCGUAUGCAAAGGAACAUGAAUUUAGGUUGAUUAUUUAUGACAUUUAUAGGCAAAUAAUCUAGGCAAAACUGUCUGAAGUGAUACAGUGGAAGAAAUACUUUCUAAAAAUGGCUUUCAGUUGAAAUAUGUCAUUUGAGUUACUGAUAAAUGACUUGUUUUCAUUCUGUAGGGAAAGGAGCUCAAUCAUGUCCUGGAAGCAGAGAAAUCCUCCCGCACAGACCUGGAGAUGUACGUGGCGGUGCUCAACACUCAGAAGUCUGUCCUUCAGGAGGACGCAGAGAAACUACGCAAAGAGCUCCACGAAGGUGACACACUCGUAAAGCUUUAUUUGAAAGCAUGCUGUCAAACUUAAGGAUAAGAGAUGUAAGAAACUUCAAUACAGAAGUACAGCACAGUAUUGUCCCUCUUUUUCGCUAUCUAUCUCUCGCUAUAUAUAUAUAUCUGUCUGUCUGUCUGUCAUGUUUUUUCUCCCAUGGUCAGUGUGUCACCUCUUGGAGCUGGAGCGGCAGCAGCACAACCAGCUGAAGCACACGUGGCAGCGGGCCAACGACCAGUUCCUGGAGUCCCAGAGGCUGCUGAUGAGGGACAUGCAGAGGAUCGAGAACGUGCUCUCUUCUGAGCAGCUCCGCCAGGUGGAGGAGAUCAAGAAGCGGGACCAGGUACUCACACCUAAAGUCAAAAGGGGUGUGGGGGGGGGGGGGUUAGUGGCCAGGGGUGUGUUUGGCUGUGCAAGGUUGUAUCAGACAAUAUAUGAGGAAUAGAGUAAAUAGUGACUGUGUAAUGACAGACAAUUUGACAGGAUAUUGUGUGUGCAUGUGCGCUUAAGGGAAUGCCAGUCAGUUAAAAAGGUAGAAAUACCCUGUCAAAGUGUAGACCAUUUAUUGACAUUGUGUUUGUUUCCCCCAGGAGGAGGAUGAGAAGGAAAGGAUCAGCCAGGCCAAGGAGCAGAACGAGGAAGACAGGACAGAAACCGAACCUUUAGAAGACUCAUUCCUUGGGCUCAGUAUUGAAGAGGUAUGGCUAUGAUGUCACCAACACCUUACAGAGAGCACAUACCCCAGACACACAUGAUCCUCUUGAGAGGACAACCGCCCUAUAAAACAUUAUCUCUUGAGUUCAUAUUGAAUAUGAAAUGGCCAUAAAUAUGAACAUUGUAACUCCACAUCUUCACAAUUGACUUGUUUCCUCGUUGAAGGUAAAAGGUUAACUUCUCCACCUAAUCCGCUGUGACAAGCAUGGUCAAAUGUGGUCUGAAAUGCCAUCUCCUUAAAUGGCUUGGAGAAAUUCUUUAAUAACACUAACAUAAGUAUUCCAGAAAUUGGUCUAAAGCAUGUGAUUUUGUUCGAAGCACUAUUCUCUGCUGACAAUGCACCUCUCAUUUCCAAUCUUGACACUGCAGUUUUGACAUCGCACUCACAACCAAAGCACAUCCACACCCCUUUUCUCUCUUUCUCUCACUCUGUGUCAUUCUCAGCAUCUCUGAGGCUGUGUUUACACAGCCACCCUAAGAACCCAAAUCUGAUUUUCUUUCUAUAUCCCAAAAAAAUGUCUGACUGUCACACUGUUUUACAUGUGACCCAUAUCAGAUUUGGGCAUUCACACUGAUGUAGCCUCUGAAGUAGCACACCGAUGCAAUGCUUAUUUUCUGUCACUGUUCCUUUACAUUUUGGGGUGGUUGUGACGGUAACGUCAGGACAUGUGCAAAAAAAUAUCUAAUCUGAACGACCAGACAGGUCGCAUAUGGAGGAUCGGGUUUGUAUCAGGAUUCAGAUCCACAUAUGGAGGUGGUAUAAAUGAGAAGUCAAAAGAUCAGAUUCCAUGUGUUCUUUUUUGCUGUUUACACGUUAGGGAAAAGAUCAGAUGGGAAUCUGUUAUGUACACUACCAUUCAAAAGUUUGGGGUCACUUAGAAAUGUCCUUGUUUUCGAAAGAAAAGCAAGAGGACAAAUACAUUAGUGUCUAGUUUGAGAAACAGGCGCCUCACAGGUCCUCAACUGGCAGCUUCAUUAAAUAGUACCCGCAAAACACCAGUCUCAACGUCAACAGUGAAGAGGCGACUCUGGGAUGCUGAUCUUCUAGGCAGAGUUGCAAAGAAAAACCAUAUCUCAGACUGCCCAUCUUAAUCUUUUCUUUUUAUUGGCCAGUCUGAGAUAUGGCUUUUUCUUUGCAACUCUACCUAGAAGAUCAGCAUCCCAGGGUCGCCUCUUCACUGUUGACGUUGAGACUGGUGUUUUGCGGGUACUAUUUAAUGAAGCUGCCCGUUGAGGACCUGUGAGGCGCCUGUUUCUCAAACUAGACACUCUAAUGUAUUUGUCCUCUUGCUCAGUUGUGCACCGGGGCCUCCCACUCCUCUUUCUAUUCUGGUUAGAGCCAGUUUGCGCUGUUCUGUGAAAGGAAUAGUACACAGCGUUGUACGAGAUCUUCCGUUUCUUGGCAAUUUCUUGGCCUCUGUACGCCUAUGUAGAUAUUCCAUUAAAAAUAAUCAGUUUCCAGCUACAAUAGCCAUUUACAACAUUAAUAAUGUCUACACUGUAUUUCUGAUCAAUUUGUUGUUAUUUUAGUGGACAAAAAAAAUGCUUUUCUUUCGAAAACAAGGACAUUUGUAAGUGACCCCAAACUUUUGAACUGUAGUGUAAAUAAUUGGCAAAAGAUCUGAAUGGGCUGCCUGUGUGAACACAGCCUGAGGUGCUACUCGUCUACUUCUCAUCAUUACAACCACUCUCUCCCUCCCUCUUCUCUCCUCCAGCCCCACAGCGCCCACGGCUCUAUGCACUCCUUAGACUCUGACCUGGUGGCAGGGGGCCCUAUGGACCCCUACAAAGACGGCCUGCGGAGGGUCCAGUCCACAGACAGCCUGGGUUCCUCUCCUGGUCUCCAGGGCCUGGGGGUCCACAACCAUAAGGCCAAGUCGGCCAGCCACCUGGAUGAGUCCGACUUCGGACCCCUGGUGGGGGCGGACUGCGGGGCCCCUGAGGGCCUGGCGGGCUUUGGGGACACACUAUCGGUCAGCUCCAUCCAGCUGACAGCCGGCCACUUCCUGCUCACCAAGGUCUUAAAUCUACCUUUAUAAUACUUUCAUGUAUUGUGUCUGUAAAACAAUUGAGUUUUUUUAAAUGCAGUUUAAAAAAAUGUAUUUGAUAUGAUCCAGGACCAGGAGAAGGCCAUCAAGGCCAUGACGCCAGAGCAGGAGGAGACGGCCUCACUGAUGUCCAGCAUCUCCCACGCCCCUGACACCGCCUUCCUGACCCCGUCAGGCUACCGGCUGGUCAGCGACCAGGAGUGGAACCUGCUACAGCAAGAGGUCAGACAGUUUCAUACAGUGUUUUGGUUCAUUUAAAUUGUAUGAUGGUUUGGUUGGGCUUUGUUUUGCAGUACGAUAUUGUACGCUAUACCUUGUUUGCAUGGUAAUAGUUGUUGGCUUGUAAUCCCAUAACCACUUUGGUUCAAAAGCACCAAUAAGUAUAAUUUAGUACCAAGUACUGUAUUUGUUACUAUUAGGAAAAUACAAUGUAGCCUAGGUGUUGAAAUGUUCCUGUAGAAUAAAGUAAACAAUCUUUACACUGCUAUGAAUUGUGUACAGUUUGGUUUGCACACAUGGACAGCUCGGGGUUUCUAUAUAAAUAUUUUGUAUUUAACAUGUGGUAUUCCUCCUAAAUUCAUUCUUGGCUGUCUGUCACUAGGUGAAGAAUGCGGGGAGGAAGUUGGGACGGCGGUGUGACAUGUGCUCCAACUAUGAAAAACAGCUGCAGGUCAUCCAGGGCCAGGAAGCAGAGACACGUGAUCAAGUAACACCCUCUCUCUCACUCACUGUGGCACUCUAUUACAGUUUAACUUUCUGUGAUAUAUACACCUAUGUCAAGGAUACUUAAAGGGAAAGUUCAUCCCAAAAUUAAAGCAUUUUGUUAUAGAUCAAAGUUAUCUUUAGUGAUAUUUAGUCUUUCCAUGUUCCAUGUCAUCUGUUGUGUAGCUCCCACUAAGCUAUAUGCAUUAGAGUAAAUCUGACGACAAGAAUCCUAAUUGAAUGGGGGGAAAGAAAGAGUGCAAGUUAGCUGGUCCCAAGUCUCGCUGGUCUCUCUCAGGUAAAGAAGCUCCAGGUGAUGCUGCGGCAGGCCAAUGACCAGCUGGAGAGAACCAUGAGUGAAAAACAAGAGUUGGAGGACUCUGUGAAACAGGGCAACGAGGAAACCACUGCAAAGGUCUGUCCUCCUUACACACACACCACACACACACUAUAUCUCUCUUCAGAGUCUAAAAAGUGUAAAGUAUAGUAAAGCGUAAAGUAAUCUUUAUGCUUAGCUCUUUUAUUGUUUGAGGAGUUAUUUCUAAUCUUCAAAGAAUAUACAAUGCUCACUGUUGGAAUGUGGAUAAAUCGGCAUACGUCAUUCUUUUUCUUUAGAUUGUAUGUUUGUUCAGUUAUUCUCUGGAGCAUGCGGAUUUCUUGCUUUGUCUCAGGUCGCUGCUCUCAUGCAGAGAGUCCAGGAGUCAGAGUCACUGCUUAAAACACUACAAGAGGCCUUCAGUCAGGCCAAGAGGAACACACAGGAACAGAUGGUGAGCAACAGUUAUCCACUACAGCCUCUCAAUACAGCCUCUGUUUGGGCCUCCAGUGUCUCAAUACUGUCUGUCUGUGCCAGAAGGCCUGUAUAAAUAAAGUUAGCAGCAAAAUAAUUUGAACAUUCCAUCGCUCCAUGUGCCUUUUGAUUUAGUGAUGCAACCAUCUUCUUGCUGUAAUUAAGGAGGAAGUUUAUCUUGCCAAAAAGAGAGCUAGUGGAAAUGUGAUGGAAUGCUCUGCCAGAUAGUAGACGUUUGCCCUCUAAUCACAUUUCAAAUCAAAUCAAAUUUUAUUGGUCACAUGCGCCGAAUACAACAGGUGCAGACAUUACAGUGAAAUGCUUACUUACAGCCCUUAACCAACAGUGCAUUUAUUUUAAGCAAAAAAAGUAAGAAUAAAACAACAACAACAAAAAGUGUUGAGAAAAAAAGAGCAGAAGUAAAAUAAAGUGACAGUAGGGAGGCUAUAUAUACAGGGGGGUACCGUUGCAGAGUCAAUGUGCGGGGGCACCGGCUAGUUGAGGUAGUUGAGGUAAUAUGUACAUGUGGGUAGAGUUAAAGUGAUUAUGCAUAAAUACUUAACAGAGUAGCAGCAGCGUAAAAAGGAUGGGGUGGGGGGGCAGUGCAAAUAGUCCGGGUAGCCAUGAUUAGCUGUUCAGGAGUCUUAUGGCUUGGGGGUAGAAGCUGUUGAGAAGUCUUUUGGACCUAGACUUGGCACUCCGGUACCGCUUGCCGUGCGGUAGCAGAGAGAACAGUCUAUGACUAGGGUGGCUGGAGUCUUUGACAAUUUUGAGGGCCUUCCUCUGACACCGCCUGGUAUAGAGGUCCUGGAUGGCAGGAAGCUUUGCCCCAGUGAUGUACUGGGCCGUACGCACUACCCUCUGUAGUGCCUUGCGGUCAGAGGCCAAGCAGUUGCCAUACCAGGCGGUGAUGCAACCAGUCAGGAUGCUCUCGAUGGUGCAGCUGUAGAAUUUUUUGAGGAUCUGAGGACCCAUGCCAAAUCUUUUUAGUCUCCUGAGGGGGAAUAGGCUUUGUCGUGCCCUCUUCACGACUGUCUUGGUGUGUUUGGACCAUGAUAGUUCGUUGGUGAUGUGGACACCAAGGAACUUGAAGCUCUCAACCUGUUCCACUACAGCCCCGUCGAUGAGAAUGGGGGCGUGCUCAGUCCUCUUUUUUUUCCUGUAGUCCACAAUCAUCUCCUUUGUCUUGGUCACGUUGAGGGAGAGGUUGUUGCCCUGGCACCACACGGCCAGAUCUCUGACCUCCUCCCUAUAGGCUGUCUCAUCGUUGUCGGUGAUCAGGCCUACCACUGUUGUGUCGUCGGCAAACUUAAUGAUGGUGUUGGAGUCGUGCCUGGCAAUGCAGUCAUGGGUGAACAGAGAGUACAGGAGGGGACUGAGCACGCACCCCUGAGGGGCCCCCGUGUUGAGGAUCAGUGUGGCAGAUGUGUUGUUACCUACCCUUACCACCUGGGGGCGGCCCGUCAGGAAGUCCAGGAUCCAGUUGCAGAGGGAGGUGUUUAGUCCCAGGAUCCUUAGCUUAGUGAUGAGCUUAGAGGGCACUAUGGUGUUGAAUGCUGAGCUGUAGUCAAUGAAUAGCAUUCUCACGUAGGUGUUCCUCUUGUCCAGGUGGGAAAGGGCAGUGUGGAGUGCGAUAGAGAUUGCAUCAUCUGUGGAUCUGUUGGGGCGGUAUGCAAAUUGGAGUGGGUCUAGGGUUUCUGGGAUUAUGCUGUUGAUGUGAGCCAUGACCAGUCUUUCAAAGCACUUCAUGGCUACAGACGUCAGUGCUACGGGUCGGUAGUCAUUUAGGCAGGUUAUCUUAGAGUUCUUGGGCACGGGGACUAUGGUGGUCUGCUUGAAACAUGUUGGUUUUACAGACUCAGUCAGGGACAUGUUGAAAAUGUCAGUGAAGACACUUGCCAGUUGGUCAGCACAUGCUCGGAGUACACGUCCUGGUAAUCCGUCUGGCCCUGCGGCCUUGUGAAUGUUGACCUGCUUAAAAGUCUUACUCACAUCGGCUACGGAGAGCGUGAUCACAUAGUCAUCCGGAACAGCUGGUGCUCUCAUGCAUGCUUCAGUGUUGCUUGCCUCGAAGCGAGCAUAGAAGUGGUUUAGCUCGUCUGGUAGGCUUGUGUCACUGGGCAGCUCGCGGCUGUGCUUCCCUUUGUAGUCUGUAAUAGUUUUCAAGCCCUGCCACAUCCGACGAGCGUCAGAGCCAGUGUAGUAUGAUUCAAUCUUAGACCUGUAUUGACUCUUUGCCUGUUUGAUGGUUCGUCGGAGGUCAUAGCGGGAUUUCUUAUAAGCGUCCGGGUUAGAGUCCCGUUCCUUGAAAGCGGCAGCUCUACCCUUUAGCUCAGUGCGGAUGUUUCCUGUAAUCCAUGGCUUCUGGUUGGGGUAUGUCAUUUGUAGGCAUUUGUAGUCUCUGUGGCCGGCAGUUCCAUUUUACAGUAUAUUGAAUCAUCAGGAGGAAACAGGAUGAUGACACAUGAUUUGACGGAGUGCUGUUUUUGCCAUAAUCAGGCUGUGCUGAUGCAGUCCAGGGAGCAGGUGGCGGAGGAACUGAGCAGACUGCAGAGGGACAACGACAGCCUAACAGGCAAACACCGACUCCACUUAUCUCUCCAGCAGCAGGAGGACUUCAAACUACCCACCACGGUGCAAGUACGAGACAAUUAUUCACAGCCACCAUUUUGAGAAUUGCUCUGUCGCAUCUCAAUAGUCUAAAGGAGAGCCCUCUAUUUUUUGUCACACUAAUUCAUAGAUUUACAGAAGAAUGUCUCUUGACAUCUGAAUAAUAAACAAGAGUUCAUUGCAAGGACCAUCCAGGCUCUCUUCAUUUUUCCCCCCGUGCUUACAUAGCAUGUUUACAUAGCAUUGACAAAGAUGAAAACAACAGUAAUAUUCCAAAUAUUCCACAUUUAAAUCCAAGGAGGAUAAGGUGGUAUGUAUUUUAGGCCUAGAUUUAGCUUCAAGUAAUGUUCUAAGACUUUGGUUGUGUUCCAGAUACAUAGAUUCUGUACAAAUUAUAGGAGUGUUAUGUCAUGUUAAUGUGGUAAAAAAACAAAACAACACCUGGAAUUUUAAAGAUCUAGUAAUGUUAGCAGACCUGCACAGAAUCUGUCGUUCAGAACUAAAACAAUCACCAUGACUGACCAGUUACUAUUUCACUGACUUUGGUUAAUGAACUGGCAGGGAGAACAUACUAGGGCCCUUCAGGGUGUUAAGGAUUCUAUAGUGUACUUGUUGACCGCUUUAACAUGAACAAGUCUUUAGAGUGAAUCCAAACCUUGAUGAAAAUGCGGUAGCUAAACCAUCGUAACCACCUUAAUGGUUAUUGGUGUCUUUUCCUUCCAUAUAAACUCAGAUAUCGCAGUAUUCAAUGACUUAAAAAGGUUUUUUAAAUGAGGGAUUGAAAUAGGAAUACGUUGGAGUAAAUGAAGAAAACAAAGACAUCUUGGAAGAACUGAUAGUAACAAGUAUGAAAGGGAUGGAACAACUGGGUCUGAAAUGUAUGAGUAUGUCAUCGCCAUACACUUCUCCACGUGCACGGUCCCCAGAAGCAGACGGACAUCUCUGGUUCACACCAUCGAGCUAUUUACUUGUCCAUCAGGUACUUCUUUCACCAUUCAUACCCAUUGUGACUCACUUAAAUUGGUACGUGCAACUAUUUCUGCUCCCCUCUAGGAACUACAACCCCUGGUGCUACAGUUGCGGGAGGACAUAGUUGCGGUGCGCACGGCUGCAGACCACCUGGAAGAGAAGCUGAAGGCGGAGAUCCUGUUCCUGAAGGAGCAACUCCAGGCAGAGCAGUGCCUCAAAGAGAACCUGGAGGACACACUACAGCUGGAGAUAGAUGGCUGCAAGGAGGAGAUAGGUGAGGCUCACCUUCCCAUUCCUUAGGCUUGACACAUAAGGAUAGAUCAGAGAAAAGUAACUUUGUUGUGCUAUAAUCCUCAUGCUCAUUAAUCAAGAUAUCUAUUGAUUAAUGUGGCAGAUUUACAGAAAGUUUCAAUUUCAUCUGUAUGUCCUGGGCAGGUGUAGCUGUUUAUCUAUGGCUCUGAGUUGAGCUAUCUGGACAUCUGAUGUGAGCAAUAAAGAAAAUCUUGAGUUGCAUUUUAUAAGAGCCAGAGAUGCUAAAUAUGAUGGUUAGACGUCAGCUCAAACUUGUAUGAUUUACAGUAGUUGUUUCAGCACUACACAUUUAGAGAGUUAAGGGAUACAACAUGUGCUGAGCAAGUGUUCAGCUUCGCGGUCACAUACUGAACCUGUCAGCGCAACUGAACUCUGCUUCUCCACCAUGAAAUUGCCUGUAUUUUCCUUUGAACUUCAUCAAAGACACUAGUUCUCUGAAGAUUUUUCCCCUCCUUUCCUUUGUUCCCUCUAAAACCUUAAUUUUUCUCCUCUCCUUUUUUCUCGGUUGGUGACUGUUGUUCAGACAUCUUGGAAGGUACGAAACACACUGUCUGACGAACCUUCUUAGGUUGUUUGUGUGUGUGUGUUAAUACUGUACAUGUUGGAUUAAUGACCGUAUGGCACUGAAACUCACUCACUGCAGUAAUGUUUUUUUUAAAUGUGGCAUGCCAAAUUGGUAUGGUCAUGAGAGGAUUAUGGACAUGACAUGGCACCUGUUAUAUGCUGUAAUAGCCAUUCACUUCACUCUUCUAAGUUAGCAUGGUUAUGACAAUAACCAUUUAAUACCAUUAAUAUGGCAUAACAUCACAGCUUUCUUUUUUGUUUAUUUUAUUUUCAGUAUAUUUUAAUCAAAUAUACUGCUAUAGUGUGGAAAAAUUGUUGAAUUCUGGCCCAAGUUAUGAACACUUCCUUGAUUGCUCUGUGUGUCAGUCUAAUAGCAUGGAGGAGCAGUGUGUUUGCUUGCUUAGUAACACACACAUCUCUCACACACACACCACUCUCCUUGGCAGAGGAGAUUCGCCCCCUUUAAGACUAGCCACACAGCUCUAAUGCGUUAUUCAUGAAUUGACAACACAUUUUUCAGGACCUGCAUUAGAAUGCUAGAACGCAUGUCUGGGGUUGAUGUUCUGAUUACCAUCAUAAUGACACUUUAAUAAGUAUUUUAUCUGGUUUUUCUUUUCCCCAGCGUCAUUCUCCAGUCUGAAAACCGAGCUGGAGCGAGUGAAAGCCGAGAAAGAACAGGUACAUGAACUGUAGGGAGACUGCUGUGUCACUCCUCUGAAUGUGAAGUCAGAUUGUCUUGAGUGGCUGCCUUCAAUAACAUAAUCCCAGCUAAGGCCUAAAACCACUGGCUUGUUAGAGUAGUAGUUGCUGUUUGAAACGUGUGGAACAAUAUGUAUGAAUGUAGGUGUGAAUGAGUUUAUUUACCAUCACCAAUGUGUUAUGUGAAUACCUCAUUAAUUUACAACGGCUAACAUCAGUUGUCACCAACCAUGGUUCCGGAGAGCUACAGGGUGUGCAGGCAUUUGCUCAAGCCUUGCACGUACACACCUGAAUUAACCAAGGUCUUGAGGUUUAGUUGAUUAUUUGAAUUGGGUGUUUGAGUACUGAGCUGGAACAAAAGCCUGUGCACCAAACUCUCUACCAGGACCAGGGUUGGAGACCAUUGGCUUAACAUAAUUGUUUUGCUCUGCAGUGUAGUCUGUCUGUAGCCUAGCUGACGCACAGAUCACGUGACACAACGAGAAGAGCUGUGCCCCACUGGUCUGGACAGGAGGCCGUUCUAAUUCCAUAUUCCGCUCUUUUCGAGAGCGGACACAUUGAUUGGUUCUCUCAAAUGUUUUUUGUCCUUGGGGGGUUGAGACCUCUCGUUUUGGAUUUGAAAAUCCAACAAGUUGUAAUGGAAGGAGGUGACACUCCGUGUGUGGCUGUCCAUGUGGGUGUUUGAGUGAGAAAGACACAGAGGAGAACCUACCAGUAAGGCACAGCCCCCUUCAUUAUCAACACAUCGUCCCGACUACAUCAAACAGCCUCCCCAGACUCUGAAGUCAGGAGGACUUUGAGUUUGGUAGUAGACUGUUUGUGCCAGUAGUUGAUAAUAACUGUGAUUGAUGUGCUCAUUUCCCAGUUGGAGAGCAGCCUGGCAGAAAAGAGCAAGACAUUAGAGAGUGUCCAUGGUCUGAAGAGCAGACUGGAUGAGCAGCUCAGAGAGCUCACCACAACCAAGGUCAGAGGUCAUUCACUUCUCAGACAGUCUGUAUCACAGGAGGUUGGUGGCACCUUAAUUGCGGAGGAUGGGCUCGUGGUAAUGGCUGGAACAGAAUGGGUGGAAUGGUAUCAAAUACAUCAAACACAUGGUUUCUGUGUGUUUGAUGCCAUUCCAUUGGCUCUGUUCCAGCCAUUAUUAUGAGCUGUCCUCCCCUCAGCAGCCUCCACUGGCAUGUAUGUUACAACCGGCCGCUGCUGCUGUUCCUUUCUCAACUAUCUGUGAUAAGUCUCAACAUCGAGUGGGAGUAGUGAUACUCAGUGUGCUGUGUGUGUGGUGGCAGACAGCCCUGGAGGCUCAGGCGUUGGAUGAGAAGGACAAAGCCCAGCGGUUACAGACGGAGCUGGAUGUUAGUGAGCAGGUGCAGAGGGACUUUGUCAAGCUCUCCCAGAGCCUCCAGGUAUGGACAGUACCGCUGUUGGGUUACCAUGGCCCCUAGGCUCUCUGAGAUCACAAACUGUGUUUACUCAAACUUGUAUUCUAGGUUACAGUUGAAGUCGGAAGUUUACAUACACCUUAGCCAAAUACAUUUAAACUCAGUUUUUCACAAUUCCUGACAUUUAAUCCUAGUAAAAAUUCCCUGUCUUAUGUCAGUUAGGAUCACCACUUUUAUUUUAAGAAUGUGAAAUGUCAGAAUAAUAGUAGAGAGAAGGAUUUAUUUCAGCUUUUAUUUAUUUCAUCACAUUCCCAGUGGGUCAGAAGUUUACAUACACUGAAUUAGUAUUUGGUAGCAUUGCCUUUAAAAUGUUUAACUUGGGUCAAACGUUUCGGGUAGCCUUCCACAAGGUUCCCACAAUAAGUUGGGUGAAUUUUGGCCCAUUCCUCCUGACAGAGCUGGUGUAACUGUGUCAGGUUUGUAGGCUUCCUUGUUCACACAUGCUUUUUCAGUUCUGCCCACAAAUGUUCUAUAGGAUUGAGGUCAAGGCUUUGUGAUGGCCACUCCAAUACCUUGACUUUGUUGUCCUUAAGCCAUUUUGCCACAACUUUGGAAGUAUGCAUGGGGUCAUUGUCCAUUUGGAAGACGACCCAUUUGCGACCAAGCUUUAACUUCCUGACUGAUGUCUUGAGAUGUUGCUUCAAUAUAUCCACAUAAUUUUCCUUCCUCAUGAUCCCAUCUAUUUUGUGAAGUGCACCAGUCCCUCCUGCAGCAAAGCACCCCCACAGAAUUAUGCUGCCACCCCCGUGCUUCACGGUUGGGAUGGUGUUCUUGGGCUUGCAAGCAACCCCCUUUUUCCUCCAAACAUAACGAUGGUCAUUAUGGCCAAACAGUUCUAUUUUUGUUUCAUCAGACCAGAGGACAUUUCUCCAAAAAGUACUAUCUUUGUCCCCAUGUGCAGUUGCGAACCGUAGUCUAGCUUUUUUAUGGCGGUUUUGGAGCAGUGGCUUCUUCCUUGCUGAGCGGCCUUUCAGGUUAUGUCAAUAUAGGACUCGUUUUACUGUGGAUAUAGAUACUUUUGUACCUGUUUCCUCCAGCAUCUUCACAAGGUCCUUUGCUGUUGUGCUGGGAUUGAUUUGCACUUUUCACACCAAAGUACGUUCAUGUCUAGGAGACAGAACGCAUCUCCUUUCUGAGCGGUAUGACGGCUGCGUGGUCCCAUGGUGUUUAUAUUUGCGUACUAUUAUUUGUACAGAUGAACGUGGUACCUUCAGGCGUUCGGAAAUUGCUCCCAAGGAUGAACCAGAUUUGUGGAGGUCUACAAUUUUUUUUCUGAGGUCUUGGCUGAUUUCUUUUGAUUUUCCCAUGAUGUCAAGCAAAGAAGCACUGAGUUUUAAGGUAGGCCUUGAAAUGCAUCCAUAGGUACACCUCCAAUUGAAUCAAAUGAUGUCAAUUGUGAUACAGUGAAUUAUAAGUGAAAUAACCUGUCUGUAAACAAUUGUUGGAAAAAUUACUUGUCAUGCACAAAGUAGAUGUCCUAACCGACUUGCCAAAACUAUAGUUUGUUAACAAGACAUUUGUGGAGUGGUUGAAAAACGAGUUUUAAUGACUCCAACCUAAGUGUAUGUAAACUUCCGACUUCAACUGUACGUAGAACCAUGCCUCUUUGUCUAUUUGUAGGCAAUGCAUGCCUUCCUAGAAUUGGAGGAACACUUCCUUGCUUGUAAAAUGCAUAAUAGUAUUCAAUCAACAUUUGUGAUGUAGAUCUUAGCCAUACCUUUCUCUUUGACAAAUGGAUCUUUACCUUGUCUGACCCAUAGAAGUAGAGUGAAUUCAUUAUAUUUCUAUGGUCUGACCUUACACUUGAUAGUUCGGUCCACAUGAUAGUGGUGUUACUAUGGCAACAGUACUCCAACUCUUAUAGUACACCUCUUACCAUGGCAACCAUAUACAGCACCUCAUCAGUGCUUUUAACACUAUUUUAUAGUGAUUUAUUUUACUGUAUCUCAUCUGAUGUCAGACGUCAUCUACAUGGCUGUAUGUGUAUUUCUACAUCUAGUAAAUUGAAUAUCAAUUAAUCACUCAUUCAAUCACUCUUCCUCUCAGGUCCAGUUGGAGCGGAUCAGACAGGCUGACUCUCUAGACCGUAUCCGAGCCAUCCUCAACGACACCAACUUGACUGACAUCAGCCAGCUCCCAGAGACAUGAUACCCUUGGCUGAAACUCCAUUCUUCCUCCUGACCCUCUAUCUCACUGGCCUAAUGACAUUCUCCCACCUUGCCAGGCCACUCCCCCAGUUCUAACCCCCAAUGGAAGGGCUCCGGAGGGAUAAGAGGGGUGUGGGUGUUUUUAAAUGAAGACUAAAUCCAAAAUGGAGGACAAAAAUCUAUCAUUAAAGGAGAAAAGUUAUUUUCUGUACAGGAGGAUUUGAAGCACAUGAGGCAGGAGUGAAGGUGAACACUACGACUAAGAGGUUGUAAAUAACUAAAUGACUGUUUCCUGCAAGGUGUGGCGAUUCCUGUGUGUCUAUCUGUCCUGUGUUUCUACUGUAGACAUUGGACUGGCCGUAUUAGCCCAACCAAAGGAGGAGUUUGUAGUCUUCUUCUAAGGCACUUUCAUCUACAAC
Molecule: messenger RNA, 20220 nt
Organism: Coregonus sp. 'balchen'
Lineage: Eukaryota; Metazoa; Chordata; Actinopteri; Salmoniformes; Salmonidae
Source: the annotation of a GenBank genome assembly